Molecule: messenger RNA, 3428 nt
Organism: Branchiostoma belcheri (Belcher's lancelet)
Lineage: Eukaryota; Metazoa; Chordata; Leptocardii; Amphioxiformes; Branchiostomatidae
Exons: 9
Coding region: 1-1872 (623 amino acids)
Biological process (GO): cell-cell adhesion
Cellular component (GO): cell-cell junction
Molecular function (GO): cell adhesion molecule binding
Source: RefSeq, a predicted model, not a curated record
AUGACUGGGGGGAGUUCAGUGACUGCUUCCCUUACGUCAGUUGGAGUACGCCAGGGAUGUCUUCUUUCUCCGACACUCUGCAAUAUAUUCUUAGAGAACAUAAAGAGAGAAGCCUUAGCACCAAAAGUAGCACCCAUCAAACUGGCAGGACGCACCAUAACCCACCUCCAGUUUGCGGAUGAUGUGGAUUUGCUGGAUGGGUCAAGAGUGGAUCAGCAAUCCCAGAUCAACAGCUUGGACUCCACAAGCAGGAGGUAUGGUAUGGAGAUUAGUCUGGAGAAAACCAAAUGCCUUGUAUCUGGUCCGUCUGAUACAAAUGGCCAAGUCACAGUCAGAGGCACAGAACUGGAGCAGGUCAGUGAGUUUACAUACCUCGGCUCUGUCCAGACAGAAGACUGCAGCUCAGACAAAGAGGUGAAAGUCCGAGGAGGGUUAAGUGGCGAGCGGACAGCAGUCUUUGCCUUCUAUCCGCCACAGAAAUACUCUUACGGUCCGCUAGAAGGGAGGGCGUCUUUAGUUGGCAUUGCCUCGCUCAAGAUCAACAAAGCAGACUCAUCAGACGAGGGUCUGUACGUCGUCACCGUCUUCCUAGGAGCUGCAGGAACGCAAGAGAGGCACGUGUACCUCAACAUACUGGUGCGGCCAAUUGUGACAGUAGGGCCACGUAGCCCAUAUAUCGUGACGUCAGGCAAGGACUACAUCUUAAACUGCUCGAUAACCAAGUCUAAGCCAGAAGUAAACGAUGUCUACUGGACUAAAGAUGGUGUUCGGCUAACGACUAGCAGACGGCAGGCAAAGUAUGAGGGAGGGGACAGCAGCUACCCAUCCCUAGUCAUACGUGACGUGGGCAGGGGAGACUCGGGAGAAUACGCAUGCGUCGCGGAUCACGUGACUGGAUCUGUGAGCAAGAGCAUGACAUUGGGAGUCUUGUAUGCGGCGGAUAUUAUAAAGAUCUCGGAGUCCAUGACGGCCGCUAACGGUGACGAUGUCCAGCUGUACUGUGUAGCAGAUGGGAACCCUCCUCCUGAUGUAUAUUGGACAUUCCAGGGCGCGCCGGUGAGGACAGAAGUGCGCAGGCUCAACGAAACAGUCAGCAUGAGCAAGCUUCUAUUAGACGGCGUCAGUGGGAACGACACUGGCUUGUACGCAUGCUCAGUGCGGAAUGGUGUGGGAAGCAGAGCAGUCACAAGAUGGCUUAAGUUGAGGGUCAGAUUACCAGGAGAACCCGAAGGAGGCUACACACAAAUAACCAUCAUCGCUGGCGCAUGCGCAGGCUCGGUCUGGCUUCUCCUGUGCAUCUUUCUUUUAGCCAUCUACAUUCGGCGGCGUCGGAAGCGGUCACGUGUUCGGGAGUCCAAAAACAAAGACUUUGCUUACUACUACACAGACGACCCCUAUGAGUUCCAGUAUUUAGGGUUGCGGAGUUUUGAAUCCGGUUCAAAACGGAGUACUUCCGGGGUCAAGGCCGCACAGUCCUACGAGACGGGAUUGGACGGUGGACGAAGGUAUGCAAAGGCUCUCUAUAACUACUCACCCCUGGACGAGGACGAGUUGCGUCUCUGUAUCGGGGACAUCAUUGAGGUUAUCAAGGGGGAGGGCGAUGGCUGGUGGUUCGGCUACCUGAACGGGAGAGUUGGCAUGUUCCCCUCCAACUAUGUGGAAGUCCUGUCUUCGGACGACAGAAGGACCAACACCCUUCCUCUCAGUCGCAAGGCCACCAUGCUAAACGAGAAAUCACAAGCCCACCAGGCUAGAGCGGCUAAAUCUUCCCUGGAUGAGGAAACGGCGAAACGUCUGUCUGGAAACGCCCCACUGCCACCUCCGCCCCCAGACAUGAGAACACCCAUAAAAUACGAGCAGUCGUCCAUCUAAGUUGCUGCGGGCAUCGUCAUGUCGAUCAUCAUCUACAACAACAAGCAGCAACGUCACCGGUCCAUGUUAGUGCGAUCCAACAUCAGGGUGCACCAGGGUGUUGCACUUGGGCUAAUUUUUCAAGUUUCAAACUUUCCCACUUUCAGUACAGAAACUUGUACAAGACGCAUGAUGCAUGCAAUUGGAUAGCGAUGAGCUGUUUUAAAGUUGCGCUCCUUUAAACUUGAAUGCGUUACUUUACAAUGGCACUAUACGGACACUACAGGACAUUUGUAUAUGCUUAUUUGGCAUAUAACAACAAAACUAGCUGUAUCCUCCAAUGAUUUGUUUCAUAUGUGAAAUAACAUUACAGAACUAAAAGGAGGGUACAAAAUUCUUUGAAAAUGACAACAUUGUUAUAAAAUGUUUUUACAUUUACAUAUUUUGCUUAUAUGGUAUACAAUCUCUACGAACACUACAACAUGGUAAUUUAUGACUGUCACUUUGUUUAUUUACAACCAGUAUCAAAGUGACUUUUAUCAUAAGGCAGUAUCAUCUUCUGUCACUAUCUUUAAAUGUUAAAGAAUAUUGAGUUUGUAUGUACCCAUGGCAUUUAUAUUCCAAUUAUUGAGCCAUUUUGAACUUUUCUACAGACCCUACACGUUUUUCUCGGGAAAAAAAAGCAGGCAACUGAAAUCCAUAUGGUAUUUUAACCCAAAGUACAAGCAACAUAAAGACAUACAUUUUGUGUUACAUAUAGAAAUACCAUGUAUAAUAUGCAAAAUGGCCAAUUCUAUCACAAUUUGGGGGGAUGUACAAGGAGAUAUGUUGCCAGAAAAAAAAGUGUAAAAAAAUGCAUUUUUUGAUAACGUGUAAUACAUGUGUUAACGGCACUCUAGGAAGGACGAUUUUCCAAAUUAUCAUCUAGUUUACAGAAAAACCUAUUAGAAAGAGCCAGUCUUAACAUACGGCUUAAUUGUAAAUUUCAUUUUUGGUCACAACUUACCAAAUAGUUUAUUUGAAAAAUUGCUUCUUUUCAAGUGCAACAGUAUGACGUAAAUGUUAUGACAAUUUUGGGCGUAAAGUCAUAGCAUAAUGUUUGGAACAGCUAUCUACCAAAAAGCUUCAGGAUUAUCUGGAGAAUACUUGUAUUUAAAUGAUAUGUUUAAAAAAUUUCAACACAAUGCAAUGAAUAUUUACUAAGAAUGAUAAAACAGUGUAGGAUGCCAUUGGUACACCCUGAUCUUGGAGUAGCCGAAAGCGACUACAAUUAUUAUGUAAUAUGAAAGGCAAAAGUCCUGAUGCUUAAAUUCUGUGGAUAAAAGUGGAGCGACUGCAGCGUUCGACUUGCUACUCGUCAGUCUAUUCUACCUAGUUUGCACCUUUGUUGGCUGAUACGUAUCCCUGCGGUGAAAAAAAGAUUGACAUUCCGACUUAACACAUCGCGAAGUGAAUAUAAGAAAAAGCUCAUGAAGAAGGUUUGCUCGCACAAAUACAUUGCUGAAAGCUAGGAACCAGAUACCAUAUUUUCUGAGCUGUCAGAAAUAAUUAUCACAGCAAAGAUGUGAUUCCGUCAU